UCCCACCCCCCCGCCCGUGGUGGGUACCUAACCACUGUAGUGCAAAUCUCAAAAAGGAGGGAAACUCAAACCCUAACAUCUCAGAUCCACAGCAGCAGAGCUCAGUGUCUGUCUGUUUGUCUUUCCAUUUCUUUCCUCCCUUUUUAAUCCAUGGUAUUAAGUAACAUCUAAUCACAACUAGUUUGUUCUUCUUUUCCCACAUCUUAUACUUCUAAACCAAGCUCCUUUCCCUUGCAUGCUAUGGCCACCUUUCUUCGAAAUGUUUCAUCUCUUAAACGUUCUCUCUUCGCUCCACAGGUUUGUAGGGGAGGGGUGUUAAGGUCAUCUUCUCAGCUGUGUAACUUUUCUUCUAAAGGUAGAAGGAAAUCCAAGUCAGAUUCAAGUGAUUCGUGCGAUGAGAAUAUGCUCAAGAAAGAUUUAGCUCUAAAACUUGCCUUGGAUCAGAUUACGAGUUCUUUUGGAAAAGGAUCUAUCAUGUGGCUUGGUCGUGCUAUGUCUCCUCGAAAUGUUCCAGUAGUUUCCACUGGUUCUUUUGCUCUGGACAUAGCACUUGGAAUCGGUGGCCUUCCAAAGGGCCGUGUGAUAGAGAUAUUUGGACCAGAGGCUUCUGGGAAAACAACACUUGCUUUACAUGUAAUUGCUGAAGCACAAAAGCAAGGAGGUUAUUGUGCUUUUGUUGAUGCUGAGCAUGCUCUUGAUCCUGCCCUGGCUGAGACAAUUGGGGUGUACACUGAGAAUUUGCUCCUUUCGCAACCAGAUUGUGGAGAACAAGCUCUCAGUCUUGUGGACACCCUUAUUCGUAGUGGAUCAGUUGAUGUUGUAGUUGUUGACAGCGUAGCUGCCCUUGUGCCUAAAGGCGAGCUUGAUGGCGAGAUGGGUGAUGCUCAUAUGGCAAUGCAGGCUAGACUGAUGAGCCAAGCUCUUCGUAAAAUAUGCCAUUCCUUAUCAUUGUCUCAAACCAUAUUGAUUUUAAUAAAUCAGGUGAGGUCAAAACUUUCGACAUUUGGAUUUGGUGGGCCAACCGAAGUUACCUGCGGUGGUAAUGCCUUGAAGUUUUAUGCUUCAGUGCGUCUAAAUAUAAGGAGAACAGGGCUUGUCAAGAAAGGAGAAGAGACUAUUGGAAGUCAAGUUCUUGUGAAGGUUGUGAAGAACAAGCUUGCCCCUCCAUUUAAGAAUGCUGAAUUUGAGCUUGAGUUUGGCAAGGGAAUAUCCCGGGAAGGGGAGAUCAUAGAUUUGGCAACGAAACACAAACUUGUUACAAGGUCUGGUGCAUUCUACAGUUUCAACGACAGGAAACUCCAUGGCAAGGAAGCCUUCAGAAGGUUUUUGGCUGAUAAUGGAAGUGCUCUUGAAGAACUUGUGAUGAAACUUAGAGAAAAGCUACUUGAUGCUGAGAGCAAGAAGGAACGACAAAUAGAUAUCUCGGAUGAGAAUACUUCAGAAGAACCAGUUCCAAUUGAAACUAAUGAUGAAGAAACUGUUAUCGCCAUUGAAGCUUAAGUGUGCUUAGAUUUGAACUGCCAUUGGAUAAAUAGUAGAUAUUUCAGAGGAUACAAUGAUGGAAGGAUUUGGAGGUCCUCUAAUCCAUAGCCACAUUUGAACCCUUGUUAAGGUCGACAUUAGGGGCUUGGAUUGACAGCAUUGUAGCUCGAGUUUAUUGGCCGUGUUUGUGCAUGUGGGGGUAAUUGUGGCGUUGGAAAGUUUUGUGUAUUCAAUGGAUGGGAGAGUACAGGAUCUUGUUUCAAAUUUCAAGGGGCAUCCGACUGUCUUCCUCUCACAUUGUCCUAUUUCCAGCCAUAUUUACCAUGUUAACGAGGGAGCAAUUUAUAUUUGAAAAAUUGCAUUGUAUAACUUAGAUUCUUAUUUAAAUUCUGAGAAAAUUUUCUGCUA
This is a messenger RNA of Gossypium raimondii (Peruvian cotton), 1890 nucleotides long. Its product is annotated as DNA repair protein recA homolog 3, mitochondrial. Gene Ontology annotation, molecular function: single-stranded DNA binding; ATP binding; ATP hydrolysis activity. Bases 241 to 1500 code for a protein of 419 amino acids. Gene Ontology annotation, biological process: DNA repair. The record is from RefSeq and is a predicted model, not a curated record. NCBI's taxonomy places the organism in Eukaryota, Viridiplantae, Streptophyta, Magnoliopsida, Malvales, Malvaceae. The transcript has 8 exons.